Tyto alba (common barn owl) is the source of this 2850-nucleotide messenger RNA. It is a transcript of the gene CCDC91, whose product is annotated as coiled-coil domain containing 91. The record is from RefSeq and is a predicted model, not a curated record. Lineage: Eukaryota; Metazoa; Chordata; Aves; Strigiformes; Tytonidae. The transcript is spliced from 13 exons. Gene Ontology annotation, biological process: Golgi to lysosome transport. Gene Ontology annotation, cellular component: trans-Golgi network. The coding region runs from base 462 to 1781 and encodes 439 amino acids.
UCUCCGGUCACGGGCGGCGGCGGAGCGGGCUGAGGUGGAAAGGGGGGAGGGAGAAGCCGCCCGCCGCCCACCCGCGCCGGGUAAGCCUGGGAGCGGGAGGCUGGCGCUGGUUCGCCGCCCUCCCUUCCGUUCCCUUCCACGCACCGCGGCUGCGGGGCGUGGGGCUGGCCGGGUGCCGGCGGCGGCAGGGCCUGGCUGCGGCGGUUGCUGCAGGUGGUUUGCCCCUGCGCGGCCUGAGCGCUCCGGUGGUGCCCCCAGGCCCAGGCCCUUUACCUGGGCCACGGCUGCAGCCCACCAGUGUUGGUAUGCGUGUGCUGUGGGGCCUGUUCUUAGCGAUGGGACUUUAGGGUUCCUACAAAAGGGGAUUUUAAAAGUAGUUUAGAGGAACGACAGGAGCCUUCCUUCCCCGCACCAGAAAAUUGAUAGCCCUGUCAACAGGAAGAACCUUUACCAGUUGAAAGAUGGAUGACGAUGACUUUGGAGGAUUUGAGGCAGCAGAGAGUUAUGAGUUUGGAAAUGGUGAAAAGCAGACUACAUCCCCUGCUAUUGCUUGGGCAGCUUUUCCUACAGUAUCUGAAGUCCGUAUAUCUUCUGAUGUUCUGGAGCGCUCUGUGCCUUCUUCCUGCCUGGUUCCUUCUGAUUCAUUCAGUUUAUCAAGUGAUAAUGUGGCAACAACUAUUCAAACAGCCAACAACAUUAUAAACCCAGAUGUUCUCGAAGAGCAGAUUCAAGCAGAUAUUCCAGUUGCCUCUUUGAAUGUAGUUGAAGACAAGGCUUCAGUUACGUCAGCCAUUGCUUCGGUUGAUGCUGAGACACAGAGAACAAAUGAACCAAAGAGCUACCUUCAACAAGCUGUUGCAAACCUAGAAAACAAGCUUUGCACUGCUGAAGAGGAAAAAUUAAAAAAUAAAAAGGAAUUAGAAUGUUUACUGGAAAAAAAUAGUAUUCUAGGAAUGAAUUUCUCGAAGGAACAAAAAGAAAAAGGAAUUUCACAUCAAGAUCAUUACAAGACGCUCCAGGAAAAGCAUAAGCAGGAGUUAGAAGACAUGCGAAAAGCUGGGCAUGAAGCCUUGACUAUUAUUGUUGAAGAAUUCAAGGCACUGCUACAAUCUACAGUUCAACAGCAAGAAGCAGCUAUUGAAAAACAGUAUAUACUAGCAAUUGAAAAACAUUCUCACAAAUGUGAAGAACUUCUUAAUGCUCAGCAUCAGCGACUUCUUGACAUUUUGCAAGCGGAGAAGGAAGUGUUGUCAGAAAAGAUAGAAGAAGCUUUGAUGCAGCAGGCGCAAAAACAUAAGGAAGUCCUUGACAAAUGUUUGGAUGAAGAAAGACAAAGAAGUAAGGAGGCUGUGGCAGCUGCUGCAAAGGCUGAAAAAGAAGUCAUACGGGAGGCUGUUCUGAAAGCAGUAGAGGAGGAGAGAAGAAAUAUGGAGAAGAUGCAUGCAGAAGAAAGAAAAAUGUGGGAAGCAGAACAUGACAGACAUAAAGAGAAGAUUGCCCAGGCUGUUUGGGAAGCCAUGCAAGAGCAAAGAAAGCUUAAUCAAGAAAUUGUCAAGGAAGCAUUAAUGGAGGAGCAGAAACGAAGUGAAAAGGCAAUCAAAGAAGCAGUGAAAAGGACAAGAGACGAACUGAUGGAAUAUAUUAAAGAGCAGAAAAGGCUUGAUCAAGUUGUCCAUCAGAGAAAUCUGCAUAGUUUGGAACUUUUCCUCUCAUGUGCACAGAAACAGUUAAGCGUUUUAUUAAAGGAAGAGCCACCCACUACAGAGGAAAACAGAGAAUGACAUUCUCAGUAACGCUGAUACAGUGUGAUUUGUGAAGCUGCAGUUCUUAAUCCAGCAAAUAUAUUCUGAUCUUUUGGGAUUCUAUCACUGAUUCAAGAUUGAUCUGAAACUAUGUUUGAUAGAAGUUUUUGUGGAUCAUGUUCUUUUAUUUAUUUAUUUAUUUAACUGCUAUUAUCAGAUUGCAAAUAUGGGAGAGACAAAAUACUUGGAAAAAAUUAUUUUAUGUAAGAUUUUUCUUUCAUUGUAUUUUCUAGUAGUCUAUUAGCCCAUGAUUGAAGUUCUAGAUAACUGCAACAAUGAUAAAAACAUUUUCCAUUUAUGUCUGUUUUAAAUUUUGCAUCAUGUGUUGAUGUAAUUUAUCAGUAUUUUUUAUAUUUUAAAAAAUUGAGAAAAGCAUUUAAUUGAAUAUCAGUACAAAUCUCUCUCUAUUUCCAAAGUAUAUGCCCAAGUGCAUCACCUCAGGUGAUCCUGAGGAGCUUAUUGUUUCUUACUACUUUUGAUGUAUAACAGAAGAAUCAGUACUGAAAGCUGGGAAUGUUGACAGGCAAUUCUUCAGUCAUUUAUAAACAACUCCAGCACUAGUAAUAGAAAAGUUUAAAAACUAAACAGUGCAUCUUUUUAGAGUAGUGCGAAACAUUGCCAUAACUGAUGUAUGGUAUGUAUUUUAUUUCUGUUUUACAAAGAUAGUUAGAUUCCAAAAGAAAUUAUCUCAUGAAAGUACAAUUAAUGUGACUGACCUCAGUUUCAGGAAGAAGAUGUAUGUAAUUAUGUGGAGACUGAUACUGCACUGCCUCAGUGGAAUUUCUGACAGAAUAAGGAGUACAGCUUGCUGACCUCAGAUGCCCUUUGUAAACCCAUUGGAGGAAGUAGAAAAACUCCCCAGUGACAUUACUGGACUUUGGAUCAAGUCAUAGUUUUUUCUAGUCUCGCUAACGGCAGCAUGGAGGGGAAUUUCUGUGCCUACAUUCUAUUGAUUGUAGAUUUGGGGCCUUAGUUAUAAGAGAGUUCUGAACUAAAUAAGGGAAAAUAAAUGUUCAUGCUUAAGAACGUAAAUAAACUGAGAAUGAUA